Molecule: messenger RNA, 1941 nt
Organism: Mobula hypostoma (lesser devil ray)
Lineage: Eukaryota; Metazoa; Chordata; Chondrichthyes; Myliobatiformes; Myliobatidae
Product: NF-kappa-B inhibitor delta-like
Exons: 12
Coding region: 75-1505 (476 amino acids)
Biological process (GO): regulation of gene expression
Cellular component (GO): nucleus
Molecular function (GO): protein binding
Source: RefSeq, a predicted model, not a curated record
GCGAGAGGGAGGGAGAGAGAGUGAGUGCGAGCGAGCGAGCGAGCGAGUGACAGCUCCGGGCAGCCUGCCUGAGGAUGCACUGGCAAAAAUCAUCAAAAGAGAGGUCCCAGUCCAACCUUCUCCCCACAGUGAGGGAGCUCCUGGAAGCAAAGAGAAGAAGCAGCAAUGGAGGGAGCCCCAUGCAGGCACCAUCGAAAGCCUCGUCUCAUCAGCAAGACAACUUCAGUUUUCCGAACCCGGGAGGAAAUCUCGGCCCCGUCUUCCCAGCAUACCCCUCUUGGCACGUCGACGCGGCCCAGUCCACGCUGUCGCAAGAAAACUCAGCGUGUGUGAUGCCUGAGGAGGUUCUCCCCAGAGAGGGGCCGAACCCGGUGGGGGUGUAUGAUCCCUACGUGUUCACUACACCCGGCAGUGACACUAUUGCAGCAUACCAAGAACAGCCGGCUCCUUACACGCCCCUGAUUCCGGGACCUAACCUGCUACCACUUGAGCCCCCGUGUCCGGUCUUGCCGCAUUGGGUGGGAUCAGGGGCCUGCGCCCAGCAGGACGACCCUACUCCAGUCCCCUACCUCCCCUCGGGACUGACGGCGGGGCAUUCCACCUUUCCACCCCAGCCCCUGGGCGGACCCCAGCUGGAGGAAGCUCGCAGGACGGUCCAGCGGAUGCAGGUGUCUGAGCUGCUGCAACCCGACCACGACGGAGACACGGUCCUGCACAUCUACGCAGCCAAGGGGAUGCGGGAGUUUGCUUUUGCCACCGCUGAGAGGGUAUGCAGACUCAAGGGCCUGGAGGUGCGGGAGCACAAGGGCAAGACACCACUGCUGGUGGCUGUGACAGCAAACCAGCCCCAGAUCGUGUACGACCUGAUUGAGCUGGGAGCUGAUGUCCGAGCUACAGACCUGAAAGGGCAAACCGUCCUCCAUCUCGCCGCCACGGAGGGCUAUCCGCAGAUUCUGCAGGCUGUCCAGUGGACCGGGGUACAAGUUAAUAUUGAGGCUCGAAACUACGAAGGGUUUACGCCUCUGCACUGUGCUGUCAAAGCCCACAGCUGCAGCAGCAUUAGGAAGGAGUGGGAUAUCCGGAGGUUCGGAAGGGAGACAUGCAGGGGUCUCCAAAACCUUGCUCAGGACAUCCUGCAGUGCAUCAUUCACCUGCUGAAUAUGGGGGCAUCCAUCUUCUCCCAGGACGUGAAGAGCAGCAUGAGCAUCCUCCACCAGGCCGUGCAGGACGGGAACGUCUCCCUGGUUCAGUUCAUUCUGCAGCUGCCCAACCCUCGGCUCCAGGAGUUCGUCAACCUGAAGGCCCAUGGGAACACCGCACUGCACAUGGCUGCCGGACUGCAUGGAGACCGGAACCAAGAGCAGAUCAUCCGACUGCUGCUGGACUGUGGGGCCGAUCCCAGCAUCCGGAACUUGGAGAAUGAGCAGCCGGGUCACCUCCUGCCCAACAGCCCUCAUGGCGAGCAGAUAGAGAGAGACGAAGACUGCUUGGAGAUGGUGCUAUGAUUAUUCGGCAGGUUGUUGAUACUUUCUCCAAGGACAUUGCCUGCUUGUACAUUCUUACACAGACAGAGAAGGGAGGAGUUAUUUGAGAGACAGUUGGUACUCAGUAUGGUGAGAUAAAUCGAAGGUCAGAGGAUAGACCUGCAACACAUGAUUUUGGACACUGAAGGAGCUUUGAUGGGCCCACAGAAAAAGUGGGUUUUGAAGGAUCGAUCAGGUGGAUCAAUCAGUGGCUCUCACAGUGUGGACAGGGUGUGACCGGUGGGGAGUUAUUCGUGUGUCCCACCCUCGCCUGGGUUGAUAGCUCCACCACAGAAGAACGGUCCCCUUUGUUGUGGUCACAGUUGGUGACUUUUAAAGGAUUACGGAGGACAACGGGAAGAUCGACGGCGUCAGCUCAUCUGAAGACUCAGAUCUCUCUCUCUGUCCAUCACUUCUC